Dermacentor silvarum is the source of this 4085-nucleotide messenger RNA. RefSeq lists its product as uncharacterized. NCBI's taxonomy places the organism in Eukaryota, Metazoa, Arthropoda, Arachnida, Ixodida, Ixodidae. Bases 1728 to 2900 code for a protein of 390 amino acids. The record is from RefSeq and is a predicted model, not a curated record. Gene Ontology annotation, cellular component: membrane. The transcript has 6 exons.
CAUAGAAAAGAAAACAAAGGAAAUACAAUCUGCUCAGUUAUAACACGUUGAGUAUCGCAGGUUAAAAGCCGUGGGGCCAGCAGCAUAGUUGUCUCUUGUCGAUAGGGCCGACAUACGCACGCGGCUUCAUCAGUGGCAGAGUACAUUGCUUUUCUCUAUCACUCUUUCCCCUGCGUAGGCAACGCACAAGCUGCACCGACGACGCCCUAUCACCAGAUGUCACACACGACUCAGCUGCGCUCGGCGCGCGAGGAAUGGCCUCCGCGAGCGACCUAUCUCCCCCGCCCCCACGUGCAGCGACAAUCUGUCCUUUCCUCUCACGCUGCACAGAGGUGCUCCCUUCGCUUCAGCUACAUUUCUGGCCUCCUUUCCGGCCCCACUUCGCCGCUACAGCAUACUACCACGUGCCCGCUUCUCCUCUCCACAUCCGAAGAUCACACAGCGUCAGAGCAUAUAGCGAGCGCCAGCGGUCGCGGAAAAAACUCCGCGGGCUUGUUUUAACCCACGAGCAAGGCUGAAACGCGCCGCGCUUUUGGCGGCAUCGCGUUAUCUUCCGGUGUCUGGCGGUGGAGUCUUCUGCUGCGUCAACAAAACGCACUUCGUCGUCUGCAACAAAUAUCCUGCCGCCGAGUGGCAUACGACGUUUACGGUGGUUGUUGUCGUCUGCUGCUUCAACCACGCGUCCACGCAGUGGUGUCGUCUGCUGCGUCGUCCGAACGCACCUUGUCGUCUGCAAGCUAUAAUCUGCUGUCGAGUGCCGUAUACCAGAACGGCUAGAAGUGUUGUCUUCAGCUGCAUCAGCCUGGUGUCCGGGUGGUGGUGCAGCCUGCUGCGUCAUCCGAACGCACCUUGUCGUCUGCAUGCAAUAAUCCGUCACUGAGUGUCAGAUAAGAACGUAUGCGGUAGUGUCAUCCGCUGCAUCAACGCGGUGUCCGUGCGGUGGUGUCGUCUGCUGCGUCAACCGACUGCACGUCGUCGUCUGCAAGCAACGAGCCGCCGAGAAUGUGAACGAAGAACGGUUGUUGUAGCAACUGCUGAUCACUGUUCCCCUUGUGUAAGCACUCCAUCGCAGCUGCAUACUGCGCUUGCCGCGCGCAUCGAAUUUACGACGAUAUUUCUUCGUGUCGUCGACGUCGGCAGAAGAAAAGAAGAGAACGGUGGGGCUAGCAGACAACAGCCGGCAAACACAACGAGUUUCCCGCAGCGUUUGAUGUAUUGAGCGCUUCUGUGGCGAGCCCGUGGCUUCGCGCUCACUCGUGAACGUGACGCUCUUUCUAACCCGUAGCUCUUGAACCGUCAUUUUCUCUGUUUUAUCCGAGGUCGCAGCGGCUGGUUAAGUAGGACAAAAAUGACCUCGAUAGUUGGUGUCCUGACUGGUGGGUUAGAACACAAAGCGAACUAAUAUUUUUGUUGCGACAAACCAGGAAGUACUCGUCAAGCCAAAUGCAGCUAUGAUGGCAACCCUGCUGGAAGACUGUGACAACGAAGGAAUGAAAUAGCGGUGCAUUUCUGGUUGCCUAACUGCGUGAGGAAGCUUAGCGUCCGGCUCGUCUUAUCUAUUUCUUUUUUGUUUAUUUGUUCACCGUGUCAUCGGACUCGCUGAACCGUUUCAAGGGGAACAUCAGUGGUUAUGUUCAUGGGCGACGGACGGCGCAAGAUUUUGCAAGAAGGAUACUGAAUGACACCGGCGGAGCGGACGUCUGACGACAGCUGGGAUCGGCACCGCCAUGACAGCUGCGGACAGCAAGGCAGGCGAUGACGUCAGCGUCGAAGUGGCCGCAGCUAAGCUGGCUGCCGAAGGUGCCAAUGGCGAAUCGAUCAAAGAUCCCAAUGGCGGAUCGGGAAAAGGCGCUGACGGGCUGCCGUAUUUGCGACGUCACAGCAGCGUCCACAUGCUCGCCCAGGCAGCGUGGCGCGAGGCAGCCGGCAUCUCGGCUGCCCUGGGGACGGGACUCGCCAUCAGCGUCGGAGGGCUGCUCAUCGGACUGGUCGAGGUGAUACCUCCACUGGCGGUGUCCGGACUGCGGUGCGUCUGCUCGGUGCUCUACCUGCUUCCGGUGAUCGCCCUGUUUCGACCUCAGCUGCUGGCCGACAAGGGCAACCGCCUGGGCCUCGCCGCCGUCUCCGUGGUGCUCGCGCUCCGAGCGCUCACCUUCACGCUGGGCAGCUCCACGCUGCCUCUGGCGGAGUUCUCGCUUCUCAUCAACACUAUGCCCGUCUUCGCGGCAAUCUUCGGAUGCGCCAUACUGGAGGAGCGCUGCGGGCCCCGCGAGAUGACAGCAGGCCUGCUGGUGCUGGGCGGAAUCCUGGUGGCCUUCCUGCCCACCCUGCUGAUGACGACCGACGUGGGCAACUCCAUAUCGGGCAUCGUCAUCACGCUCGCCUGCGCCAUCUUCCAGGCCAUGGCGUUCGUCAUACUGCGACGCCUAUCCUGCCAGGUGUCGCCCAUCACGGUGUCCUUGUGGACUUCCGUGGCCACCGUGGUGCUCUGUGUUCCCCCGGCAGGGGCGCUGGGGCAGCUCCGGCACCUGGACACAGAGCCCCUGGACUUGAUCUACACAGCGGGCGCGGGCCUGACGGCGCUGCUGACAGCGCUGCUGCCGACCAUCGCGUGCACGUUGGCCGAGGCCGGCCGCGUGGCCAUCGCCACCACGUCCAGCGUCGUAUUCUCGUUCGCUCUGCAGGCUGCCGUGCAGCUCAAGGCGCCCACGCCGUGGGCCCUCGUCGGCGCCGGUUUCAUCGUGGCCGCUGUAGUGUGCUCGAACCUCAAGUGGGAACCUUCGGUCGACAUCUUUGAGAAGCUAAAGCUCAAGGGCUCCGGCGAAAAGGACAAAGAACCGCUUUUCGCGGUCAAAGACUACGGAACAGUACCGGUGCCGUCGUCCACCAAGUCGCCUUGAUGCAUACGAACAUUUUCAAGUGCAUACUGAUGGACAGGGCACCAGCCCUGCCCCGUCAGUGAAACGUUUGCGUUGUUUACUGUACGGUAUUCUAAGCAAAUGUACAGUCGGCAUGAAUUGAAACGCGAACGGGAAGAUGCAAAUGAAAACCCCUUACACACGAAAGCGCAACGCGACAACACUGAAUGCCCGGUUUCCCACAUCUAAGCCUGAAACACGAGUAAACGCGGAGAAACAUUGUUUGCAUUUCAAUUUAUGUCGACAGUGCAAUUAAUAUAUUCGGAAUAGAUAGUGUUUAAAACAUGACGGCCAUGACGAUUUCCCACGCCUGCAAUCGCUUUCGGCGCAAGGAGUACGCAAAAGCAGGGCCUUCGAGAUCGGGUUCAGUUUCUGAUGGGUGCGAUGUGUCGUCUGCUACCGAAUAGGAUCGUGAAAGCUCGUCCGUGCGAGUGACUUGGAUUAAGUUCAAAGAAAAUAGAAAGGGAAAUCUACUGGUGAAUUGAUGUUUUAAUCGUGGCGAUAAUACGCCAAUUGCAGUUGUCUCGCAUGUAUAGCACACAUGUACAAAAUUUUAUAUUUGCAAAUUUUUGUCGACUGCCAGACUAACGUGCGGUUGAAGGUUGCCCGAGGACCUGUUUGUUGCCUCCUUACAGAAGUUUCAUUUCGCAACUCAAGGAAAGCGACACCAAAAUGACUGCUAGCCACUGUUCAUAGUCAGCAUAUAGCCAGGGACACAGACAUUUAUUGCUGCUUAGCAAGUUGCCCCAAUGAUGGACAUGCGUAUACUUAUAACUGUACAGUUUACCAACUGCCCUAGAAUUUUGUGAGCUCUAGUUCUUCUAAAGCUCGACAUGCAGAGGACUAAUUUCACCAGCCGGUGUAGUGGUAAUAAAUAUAUUGGGCCGGUAUUUCGUAGCGAUGCGUUAUGCUUUAUUCUAUGCUAGUCUUAUCAUCCACCGCUCACGGCCGGCUGAUUCCGUUGAAAACGUGAGCGGACCGUCGCUCUGACCACUGACCAAGCGCGAAAAGGCAUUAGCAUCGGAAAGGCAUCGCUACAAAAUACCGGCCCUGCUCUUUCUACCAAUGUAUAGCCAACAACAUACAUAAUUUUCCGAUAUGCUAUACUCUGUACAUCGCACAACUAGCCUAAGGUUUGAAAGGAGGAAAAAGAACGAGAUGAUGAAU